AAGCGAGCACGCGAGCCAACCAACCGUCAGUGCGCGCGGGUCGGUCGCGCGCGGUGGUUGGUCGUGCGAAUUAACCUGGUGAAUCUGCGUGUGAGCGGUGAGCGUCGCGUGUGCGCGAGUGAAAUAAAGCGAGAUGGCGAACACCGACGACGUCGGCAUCGGCGAUUUCGUGCUGCUGGACGAGAUUACGGUUGAACGCGUGGUGCAGAAUCUCAAGACGAGAUUUAACGGAGGGAAAAUUUACACCUACAUCGGCGAAGUAUGCGUUAGCGUGAAUCCGUAUAGAAGCACCAACAUCUACGAUGCGGACCAAAUUAAUAAGUACAAAGGUAGAGAACUAUUCGAAAAUCCGCCGCACAUCUUUGCGAUCGCGGAUGCGGUGCAUAAAGAGAUGAAGCAACAGGGCAGAGACACGUGUAUAGUAAUAAGCGGCGAAUCAGGCUCCGGUAAAACGGAAACUAGCAAAAUCAUUAUGAAAUAUAUCGCCGCCGUGACGAAUCUAAGCGGACAGCAAGAAAUCGAGAGGGUAAAGAAUAUUCUCAUUCAAUCGAACUCGAUAUUGGAAGCGUUCGGCAAUGCAAAGACGAACAGGAACGACAACUCGUCACGAUUCGGAAAGUAUAUGGAUAUCAAUUUCGAUUUCAAGGGAGACCCCGUGGGUGGUCACGUGACCAAUUAUCUCCUCGAGAAAUCGCGAGUGGUCUAUCAGCAAAAGGGAGAACGCAAUUUUCAUUGCUUCUAUCAGUUACUAAAUGGCUGCAGCGAGACCGAAUUGAACAAGCUACGUUUGGUCCGCGACCCGGCCGCGUACUACUUUGUCGGCAACGGAAGUAAUAAUAAAACGAACAUCUCUGACAGAAGCGACUAUAAAGCCGUUUGCACUGCCAUGUCUAUCCUCGGAUUUUCCCCGAAUGAGAUGCAGACCGUGUGGAAUAUCGUCGCUGGUAUUUUGCAUUUGGGUAACGUCACCUUCAGAUUGGACGACGAGAAACUUAUAAUUGAAAAUAAUAGCGCUUUAAAUGACACGGCCAACUUGUUCUCCAUAAACUCGAAAGAUCUGAGCACUGCUCUUUCGCAGAGAGUCAUAGCGGCAGGUGGAGAAGUUAUGCAGAAGACUCACACUUUAAUAGAAGCCGAGUAUGGCCGAGACGCUCUGGCAAAGGCUAUAUAUGAGCGAUUAUUUACAUGGAUAGUGUCGCGAGUCAAUGAUUCAAUCAACGUGAAUGAUAACAGUAGGGUGAAGAGAUACGGAACGUUGAUCGGCGUACUCGACAUCUACGGCUUUGAAAUUUUCGACAUGAAUAGUUUUGAGCAGUUUUGCAUCAAUUAUUGUAACGAAAAACUGCAACAACUCUUCAUCGAGUUGGUGCUGAAACAAGAGCAAGAGGAGUAUCAGAAGGAAGGGAUUGCUUGGCAAAACAUUGAAUAUUUCAACAAUCAGAUUAUCUGCGAUUUAGUUGAACAAGCUCAUAAGGGAAUUAUAGCAAUCAUGGAUGAAGCUUGUCUUAAUGUCGGGAAAGUUACUGACGAGAUGCUUCUCAAUGCAAUGGAUAAAAAAUUAGCAGACCAUAAACACUAUAGCUCUCGACAAUUAAAGCCAAUGGAUAAAGAAUUAGAACACAGAACAGAGUUCAAGAUCAAACACUAUGCUGGCGAUGUGGUUUACAAUAUCAACGGCUUCCUCGAUAAAAACAAAGACACGCUCUUUCAAGACUUUAAACGCAUGCUCUAUAAAAGCAAUAAUUCCGUAAUUAGUAAAAUGUGGCCUGAAGGUGCCCAAAAUAUUUUGAAGACGACAAAAAGGCCUUUAACUGCUGGCACAAUGUUCCGCAAUUCUAUGAUCGCAUUGGUGAAGAAUUUAGCGAGUAAAGAACCAUUUUAUGUCAGGUGUAUAAAACCUAAUGAAGUAAAGUCUCCCGUCGUGUUCGACGAUGAGAGAGUAAAUCAUCAAGUGAGAUAUUUGGGACUCUUAGAGAAUAUAUUGGUGAGACGAGCUGGUUUUGUAUACAGGCAACGAUACGACAGAUUCCUGAAAAGAUACAAAAUGAUAUCACAAUACACAUGGCCGAACUUCCGAGGUGGCAACGACAAGGACGGUGUACGCACGUUGAUGGAAGAGAAAAAUUUCUCAAAUGACGUUAAAUAUGGUCACACGAAAAUAUUCAUUCGCUCGCCGCAAACUCUAUUUGCAUUAGAAAAGGCUCGCAGCGAUUUAAUACCAGGUAUCGUGGUCCUUCUGCAGAAGCAAUGGCGAGGGUACCUCUGUCGUCAAAAGUACAAGAAGAUGAAGGCCGCGUUAAUUCUGAUAGAUCACUAUAAAAGAUACAAACGACGCGUUUAUAUCAAUGAGCUCGAGCGAACAUUCAGAAAUGCCAAGAACAUGCAGAAUUAUGGCAAGCAUUUACCGUGGCCGCGCGAAAAUUUCGCUGUAAGACACGUGAUGCCCGCCUUAAAGAACAUGUAUGCGAGAUGGCGGGCGUGGAUGGUGCUCAGAGUGAUUCCUCGGGAAGAUUGGCCACAACUACGAUUAAAGAUGGCAGCGGGUGCUGUGUUGCGUUCUAAGAGAUCUUACUGGGGCCAGGACCGUCGCUGGGAAGGAAACUACUUGUCUAAGCCGGACGAAAACCCUCAGAGCGAUGUCUUCAAUUCCUCGAUAAACAAUCUUCGAAACACUGAUCACUUCAAGACUGUCUUAUUCAGCGCAUUUAUCAGAAAAACCAACAGGUUUAACAAGCCAGCAGAUCGCGUUCUAGUGGUGACGGAACAUGCUGUGUACAAGCUGGACGACGUGAGAUUUAAAAACAUGAGGAAAGGCAUGCCAAUCGCGGAAAUCACCGGUCUCAGCGUUUCGCCAGGAAAGGAUCAAUUUAUCGCGAUACAUUCGAAUCGCGGAAAUGAUUUUAUUCUGUCCAUCACUGCCAAAGACGACAGGAUCGGAGAACUAGUCGGCAUACUGAGCAACCGAUACUAUCAAUUGCGCGGCGCCGAUCUACACGUAACAGUGGACAUCAAGUUUAAGUGCAUGCUAGGCAAUAAAAGCAGAUUGCUACGCAUUGAGGUGAUGCCCGACGUGAAUGAACCUACAUUCAGGAAAGACGGUAAUCAAAUUAUUUAUGCCAUUCCACCAUCGGUGAGCAUCAUUGACGGUGGCACUAAUACUAGACAACAAAUUCGCACGGCAAGUUAAAAUCUGACAAGCUAUUUGAAGUGCUGUACUACGUAUCGGAUAUAUUUUGUAAUAAUAUAUAUAAAUUAUACAUGCUGCGCGCCAUAAUAAUACUAUUGUUCAGAAAAUCCGCUUAACAAUUUCGCGAGACAUCAGAUUUCGCGUUUGAAAGUUUUCCCAGUUGAAUCGAUUGUUCCACAAUAUAUAAUUUUUCUGCAAUAUUAAUAUUAAUCACGUUAUGAUGCAUAUAGAUGCAAUGCAAUUUUGUUAUGAUAAAAUUCAAUUGAAAAUCCAAUCAAUGUUUGCAUUUAUUACGUAAUCAGUUCAAUUUAAAUAUGAUAAAAAAUUAAAGAAAUAUUAACAUUUUUUUAAAAUCAAAUGCUAAAAAGUUUGAGACUUUUUCAACUGUUCUAUGCCUGCAUAAUAAACAUAUGUCCAAAAUACGCAAAAAAAAAAAAAAUAUUCAUAUUGCAGUACAAGUUAAUUAUGUGAUAUAUAUAAGUCACUUUGAGCGUACCAUAAAUUUUAUAAAUGCCGGUAUAUUGCGUCAAGUGUGUUGUGCACACAUGACGCAUUUUUUUCUGUAAAUAUGAUAUAAUAUUAUAAAUGUUGUUAGCUUACAACGGUGCAAGGACGAAAUGUAAAUUUACGAAAGUGAGUUUCACCGGAGUAUAAUAGUGAAUGCAUAAUUUAUAUACGAGAUAAUUUAUAAACCAUCUAUGUGGAAUUUUAUUUUCCACAAAAGAAAAUUCUAUCAAUGUUACGACAAUUAUACAGAACAAUUUUUCAUUAAUUCCAACGUACUAUAAGCUUGUGGCCUUCUACUUAGUAUCAGAUAGAUCAGAAUAUUUUUUAAAGCUUUUUUACAUAAAUACAUAAAUUAUAUCGAAAACAGAAGAGUAACAAGAGUAAGAUAUGCAAUUUUACACCAUAGUGCCUGCCAAUUGGACACAAAAUGUAAUGAGUCAAAUGUAUUCUUUUCUAAAGAAAAUUUUGCAUCCUUCCAUGUACUUAGUUUAAGAAGAUACUUGAGAAAUGUAGGAAUAUAUAUAUAAAUACGUGUAUGAUUAAUCAAAAUAUAUGUAUUAUUUUACGAUUGUUUUGAUGUUAAUUCGAUUUAACACGCGAAAAUUAUUGUAUAUUGCGAUAGAUGUCAUUAAUUUAGUACUUAUGCAUUUAUGAAGCAUUUGUUAGAAACAAAAUAGUCUGUUCUUUUUUUUAGUUUAUAUUUCUAUUUCUAUAUUUAUAAAAAAACGAUUAUGUUAUUUUGAUUGGUAUAAUUGUGAUCACAAAGCACUCUAAAACAUGUUGAGAAUAUCGUGCCAUUAUUAGAAAAUAAAAUAAAAUUUUCAU
Formica exsecta is the source of this 4519-nucleotide messenger RNA. RefSeq names its product unconventional myosin ID (gene Myo31DF). Gene Ontology annotation, molecular function: microfilament motor activity; actin filament binding; ATP binding. The transcript has 15 exons. Gene Ontology annotation, biological process: vesicle transport along actin filament; actin filament organization. The record is from RefSeq and is a predicted model, not a curated record. Bases 134 to 3187 code for a protein of 1017 amino acids. Gene Ontology annotation, cellular component: plasma membrane; vesicle; myosin complex. Lineage: Eukaryota; Metazoa; Arthropoda; Insecta; Hymenoptera; Formicidae.